This is a messenger RNA of Saccostrea echinata, 2535 nucleotides long. RefSeq names its product kelch domain-containing protein 2-like. Gene Ontology annotation, molecular function: protein binding. Lineage: Eukaryota; Metazoa; Mollusca; Bivalvia; Ostreida; Ostreidae. Bases 37 to 1749 code for a protein of 570 amino acids. The transcript is spliced from 11 exons. The record is from RefSeq and is a predicted model, not a curated record.
UUUAGCGCCAUUUACAAUCUUGCGUAAAAUCUAACAAUGGAAGAAUUCAACGUAUUUUGCAUAUCGAAUGUUAACGAUCAUCCUAAGCAGUUACCGCGACGAGAAGAAGGCAUAUACUCUCAGUACAUUCCCACCCCUGUUCCAGAACAGCUAAUAAUAUUUGGACUGGGUAAAUGGCCGAGUCAGGUGGGAGAACUUGAGGUUGAAGUUGCUCUAACUUACAAAGAUGUGCAUCUUAGUUUGGGAAUGUUUACAGAGCAAACCAGGGCUCUGUGCUGGGAAAGAAAGCAUUGUGAGGUUCCAAGUAUCAUGUCUUCUGAGGCUGAACAAGGCAUGGCAAAGCUUUGUAUAGAAUUCAUCACAAGUUCUACAGACAGUCAGCAUGAAAAAGACCUUGCCAAAGUUAAAAAAGAGAAUUCAUCGGACAAGGAAAUAAAUGAAUCCACACCAAAGGUAUCUAAAAAAGGAAAGACCAAAGAUGCAUCAAAACCUGUCAAACAAAAGCGCAGAUCCAGUAUAGCUAAAGGGGAGAAAACUCCUACAGGACCUACGCCAAAACGGUCCAGGACAGGGAAAGGCAAGGCUUUGAACACAGACAAUGACACCACAACUGACAAAGAAAAUAUUGCCACAGAAAAUGGCUUGAAAUCUUCUCCAGAGACCAAUAAGUUUACUAGGAUGAUCGAAGGAGGGAAACCGAGAGUUGCUAUAUGUAAAGACUUGACAAGCCGAGCUCCCCACCCUAGCAGUCGUUGGGGCCACAGCAUGUGUAUGACUGACAACAACACAGCUGUGGUUAUUGGAGGUCAGGGAGAGAGGCAGCAGCUAAUCAAGGACUCGGUCUGGUGUCUGAAUCCAGUGACAAGAAAGUGGACGUGUCCUGAGGUGUUUACAGAGUCUCAGAAACCCGAGUAUCGCAUGGGACACACUGCCACCUAUGACCCCACACUUCGCUGUAUCUAUGUAUAUGGUGGAUCUAAAAACCAAAGGUGGUUCCAUGACGUGCAUAUGCUGGAUGUGGAGGAGUGGAAGUGGACUCUACUUAAGGUGGCUGGGAAGGCCCCCACUAGAGCAUACCACAGUGCCACUUUAUACAGAAAUGAACUGUGGAUUUUUGGUGGUGUUUAUCCUCGUCCAGACCCCCAGCCAGAUGGUUGCAGCAAUGAGAUCCACAUCUUCUCUCCUGUGUCUGAGAACUGGUACCAGCCCAUUGUCAAUGGAGAGAAACCUUUGUGUAGAUCAGGGCACUCUGCUACCAUGAUCAAUGACCAGCUGGUCAUAUUUGGAGGAUGGGAUGCUCCUAUUUGUUACAAUGAUCUCCAUAUCUUAGACAUGUGUGUGGUUGAAUGGUCUAAACCUGAAGUACUGGGCACUCCACCUUUACCAAGAAGUUGGCAUGCUUCUUGUGCCCUGGCCAACAAUCGGAUCCUCAUACAUGGAGGGUAUGAUGGCAACCUAGCCCUAGAGGAUACACAUAUCUUCAAUUUAGGUACUCUAAGCUGGAUGAGGAUUCGCAUGGACCCUACACCUAUCCCCCGCUGUGGCCAUCAGGCUUUGUCCCUUCCCUACUACCAUGAAAACCAGGAACAGGACGAAGUACUUAUCUUUGGGGGAGGGGAUAAUGAUGGGGCCUUCUUCCAUGAUCUCAUUAGUGCCAGUAUUCCAUUAAAUCCAGCAGUGGACCACACAAUUACUGUCUCUAAGCCUGAAAUACUGGAGAAUAUUGAAAAUCAAAUGGAGGUCAAGUAAUUCAAAGAAAUUGUUCUGUUCUACCUCAUUUUUUAUUAUGUAGAAAUUGUGUUACAUAUCAGUACCAUUAUUUUUAUGUAAGAUGUUAAGAAAUGAGGGAAAAGAGGGGUCAAACUUUGGAUACUUUCAAGUCUUUACAAUUAAUAGUAGCAAUUUAUAGUAUCUUUUGCCUUCCAAACUAGUUAAUGGGUUUUUUUUUCAUGAAAAUAAAAACAGGAAAAAUGAUGAGCAUGAUGGAAGUUUAUGUGGACAAGUUUUUAUAAUAAAGAGAAAAUGCAUUCGGUGGUAAAGCAAUCCAUAAGUGUCCAAUUUAAUGAUAAAGGGUUUUUGAUUGCAACAUUGUAAAAACUUUUCAUAUUUUUCUAAAGAUUGAUUAUAUUGUGCUCAUUUCUUAUACAUACUACAGUAACAAAUACCUCCGAAAAAAUAUUUUGCUUUCCAGAAGAGGAGAACUGCAUCAAUAUAAAUUCUAAAAUCUGUGUUCCAAGAUUAAUAUUUCAUGAGCAGAAAUAGACUUACGUAAAUGUCUAGGUUUAUUCACUUUUCAUCCUGCAUUAUAAUGAUUUACAAGUUUUAUAUCAUUUUUACAUAGUAGUGCAUUUAUUGAUUGCUUAUGACAUAACCUAGUCUAGGCCAGCUGUUGAUUUAUGCAGGUUAAUUUCUCAAGUUGUAGAUAUUUAUUUAGUUUGAAGUAUUUAUGUUAUAUUGAAUGAAUUUUGUAGCCAUUCGUACAUAUUAUUUACACCUUGAUUUAUUGUCAAAAGUCACAUUCCUAAUAUAAUUAAU